Molecule: messenger RNA, 868 nt
Organism: Chaetomium fimeti
Lineage: Eukaryota; Fungi; Ascomycota; Sordariomycetes; Sordariales; Chaetomiaceae
Exons: 1
Coding region: 308-820 (170 amino acids)
Source: RefSeq, a predicted model, not a curated record
GCCACCGCCAACGUCGACGGGCUUGAGCCCAUCGAUAUGUAUGUCUACGGCGACUUGAACACCGCAGGGUACACGCUCUGAGGUGCACGGCAGUUGACAAAUCUGUUUUCUGGUGGCCUCCGCGCUCUACGACCAUUAAGGACGGCGGAGGCGUCCAAAAUAGGGCAGCGCCACAUUUCUCAUUUUUGCUCCGAUCCAGGACGUCAGAACGGCCUGUUCAAGGAGGAGGCGGUUUAACCGCCCCCCCGCCGGAUCUUAGCAAAAGACACGACAGCGCCGCGGAGCGUAUCGGACGCGGAAAAAAGACAUGGAGACUGGCUUACACAUCCCUUCGCGGGGUGUGGCCAACGAAGCGAACGGAAUGACGAAGAAAAAGAAGAAACUCACCCAGCCCUCGCUUUCGGCCGCCGGUGCGGGAUGGGCGAGCGGGCGAGCCAGCGAGCUAGCGAGCCAACCAGCCUCGGUUCGACUAAAACUGGGAGGCUUGCUUCCGUUCCAGGAAAACGGAAUGCACGGAUGGUUGGACGGAGGGACGGAUAAUGGAGGGUGCUUACUUACUCACCUCAACUUGGGAUCGGGACUGGGGCCUCGUGGUUCAUCGGGGCGUGGCGUUUUGGGUAGGAGUCUUCAUCAUCUUGAGAUGGUGGGUGGCGGCUGGGCGCCUGGCGCUUUGGUGCUCGGUGCUUUGGUACUUGGUGUCUUUACCUUGGCUUGGGGUUCUGGGUCUCGGGUUUUUACUAGUUAUAAUGGACGGGACCAAUACCCACCCGGCGGAUGGCGGGAUGGAUGGAUGGAUGGAUGCAUUUGGGACAUACAAUGACGUUAGUUGACUUAAUGACAUGAUGAUCAUCAUCACAACACAGGUGUA